UGCGAUCACGUAAACGCAAACACGUCAAUUAGAAAAAAAAAUACGUUGGAGAAAGGUUAUCGAAUAGUGUAUUCGAGGAGUCUAAAAAAUGUCGGGGCGUAGAAAGAAAGACAAGAGCAAGCUAUUGCAAAGACGGCCCCGUUAUGUUCUCGGCAAGGAGCAGAGGUACCAUCAGAAGAGGGACAAGGAAUCCGAGGAAUCGGACAAGGAGAACGAUGACGAGACAGAGACGCUGGACGAGUGGUCGUUACCGUUCCCCGUGGCUAUGUGGGACCUGGAGCACUGCGACCCCAAGAAGUGCACUGGCAGGAAGCUGUUGAGGCACGGUUUGACAAAACUGCUGCGACUGGGCACACGAUUUCCAGGCCUGUGCCUUACUCCAAUGGGCAAUAAGUGCGUGACUCCACUGGAUCGCGAGAUUGUGGAGAGAUAUGGCUGUGCGUUUGUGGAUUGCAGUUGGUCGCGCAUAGACGACACUCCCUUCGACAGAGUAAGGGCGACCCAUCCCCGUAUAUUGCCCUUCCUAGUUGCUGCCAAUCCGAUAAAUUUUGGAAAACCCUGUGAAUUGAGUUGUGUUGAGGCAAUUGCAGCUGCUUUAAUCAUAACUGGAUUCUCGGACGAAGCUAAGCUGUAUCUUGGAAAAUUUCGCUGGGGACACUCAUUUUUGGAGUUGAAUGGUGAAUUGUUAGAGAAGUAUGCUCGUUGCGCAAAUACUGAAGAAGUGAUAGCGGUACAAGACAAGUUUCUAAAGGAUGCCUGGCAGGAGAAGAUAGACAGACUUGCACUGCCUGACUUUCCACCAAGUGACACAGAAUCUGAAGAGGAGGAAGACAAAGAUAAAAACGCAGUAUCCGAGAUAACUAAAGAACUAGCCAAUGCAAGAGUAUAAAAGUACAAUUGAUUGCAGCUGUUUCAUAUGAUCAAGUAAUACAAGUUUUACAUAUGUGAAUAUUUUGUACAUUUUGUUGAAAUAUUGACAUUAUAGAUUUAUAAUGUAUGUACAUACUUAAGAAUUUGUGAUAUAUAUGUAAAUUAUAAUAUAUAUAUAUAUAUAUAUAUAUAUACACACAUAAUAUAUAAAUUAUAUAGCAUAUGAUUAAAGAACAAUGGGAAAGAA
Solenopsis invicta (red fire ant) is the source of this 1117-nucleotide messenger RNA. Its product is annotated as 18S rRNA aminocarboxypropyltransferase. The record is from RefSeq and is a predicted model, not a curated record. The coding region runs from base 89 to 889 and encodes 266 amino acids. Lineage: Eukaryota; Metazoa; Arthropoda; Insecta; Hymenoptera; Formicidae. Gene Ontology annotation, molecular function: rRNA small subunit aminocarboxypropyltransferase activity. Gene Ontology annotation, biological process: maturation of SSU-rRNA. The transcript is spliced from 4 exons.